UUGCAAUCAAAGGACGAAUGCCCUCAUAAAAUCCACCAUUCCAUUGCAAAAACGGAAGCGAAGAAAGGUUCUGAGAAUGAGCGUUUUGUUGAAGUGAACAUUGAUGGAGAAGUUGCCUCGCACUCUGAUUCGGAUGAAGAACCUGUUUUCGAUAGGAAUUCAUUGCUCUCGCCAAACAGGAGUGUGAAAGUUUAUCGCAGAAAAUCUGAGUCCUAUAAAUGCAUAUAUCUGAUUCUUCUACUGACUUACUUUGUAAUUGGUGCGAUAUGCUCAAUACCGCUGAUUAUGCAGCGUGCUUCAGCCAAGUUGCACUCAAAUUUCCUAGCCAUACAUACGGUUGGGGUCCUUCUAGGAACUGUAACAGGUAAAUUUUUUGUGCGAAUAGUAUCCUGGUCUGAUGACACCAGUACUCAUGGUUAUCUUGUUGUGCGUCAAUAA
Molecule: messenger RNA, 438 nt
Organism: Cooperia oncophora
Lineage: Eukaryota; Metazoa; Nematoda; Chromadorea; Rhabditida; Trichostrongylidae
Source: the annotation of a GenBank genome assembly